This is a messenger RNA of Meloidogyne enterolobii, 569 nucleotides long. The record is from the annotation of a GenBank genome assembly. Lineage: Eukaryota; Metazoa; Nematoda; Chromadorea; Rhabditida; Meloidogynidae.
GCAGGCUUAGUCUUUACUGGCGACAUCAACGAAGGAGAAAAACACUCAAUUAAAUUUUAUAGAGGCUUAAAAACAUCAAGUCUUCGGGAAAAUAAAAAAUACAUUAUGUAUAAAUAUGUUUGCUUUAAUUGCUUUAUCCUUUACUUUAACCUCUUUCCCCUUCCAUUUUUCUUAAAAAUUAAAUCCACAACCCCUUUUUUAAGCCUCAACAACAACCACCAAAAUUAAUAGUUGAAGGCAAUACAGUAACUAGAGAAUAUUCUAAAGAGGCCUUCUCCAAAACAGAAGUACAAACAUUAGCAUAUCCACAAGGCAGUCACUUGCCUGGAUAUACUGUCUCUACUGUUCCUAGUGAAUGGAGAAUGGCACCUAAAGAACGUCAAAACUCCCGUGUAGUAGAAGUAGUUGACACCUUUGUUGAUCGCCCAGCAGCAACAGAUGGACAACAACCUCCUUUAGGCAAGCGCUAUGGAGGAAGAGUUACUUUAGAAGAAGUAUUAGAUUCAAUCUUUCAAUCUACUCAAUAUAUUCCUGAUCUCCCUCCUGCAGAUCCAAGGCAUUUUUCUUGA